Syngnathus typhle (broad-nosed pipefish) is the source of this 1535-nucleotide messenger RNA. Its product is annotated as keratin, type I cytoskeletal 18-like. Bases 87 to 1310 code for a protein of 407 amino acids. The transcript has 8 exons. NCBI's taxonomy places the organism in Eukaryota, Metazoa, Chordata, Actinopteri, Syngnathiformes, Syngnathidae. The record is from RefSeq and is a predicted model, not a curated record. Gene Ontology annotation, molecular function: structural molecule activity.
AUCCCCAGGGGGCGGAUUGGAUCAGUGCACCUGGAAUAAAUAAAAGGAUCAAGUUGCGUUGUCAAGCUCAUCCAUCUUCUCUCAUCAUGCCUUCAACCAGCGCGGCGAGCAUGUUCGGUGGCGCGGGCGGAAGAGGCGCCAGGGCGUCGGUGGCCAGCUUGGAGGGGCUGCGCAACGUGCUGCGCAAUAACCAAUCGGAGCACUCCGAUUGGAUCCGCGCAGCCGGCGGCGGUGCCGUCACGACCCCCGUCACGACCCCCGUUUCUCCGGCCCCUGCGGAUGACAAACAGACGCUGCGAGCUUUGAACGAGCGGCUGUCCGGAUACCUGGGCAGAGUCAAGCAGCUGGAGAAGGAGAACCAGCAGCUGAAGGAAGAGAUCGAGGAGAUUGGGGGGAAAAGGAGAACGGCGGAGGGCCGCGACUGGGGAGCGCUUGACGAGCCGCUCAAUCACCUCAAGAAGAAGAUAAAGGAGGUCACCAUGCAUAACGCCAAGUUGCUGCUCCAGAUUGACAACACCAAACUGGCCAAUGCUGAUUUCAUGAACAAGCUCAACGAUGAGACAAAGGCCAGGAAGGCGAUUGAAAACGACCUGGAUGACUUGAAGAAGAACAUUGAGGACACCAAGCUGAGCAACAGACAAACACAGAAGGAGAUUCAGCUCGUGAAGGACGAACUCGCCAUCUUCGAGCAGGACCACAAAAACGUUGUGGAUGACCUGUGUGAGAAGAUCAAGAACUCUGAGAUCAAGGUGGAGAUUGAAACGCCCGACUCCAACUUGCCUGAGAUUGUCAACAAUAUCCGCAAGCGGUACGACAAAGUCGCCACCAAGAACCUGGAGGAGCCCGAAGAUCGCUACCAGAGCAAGUUUGAAAACAUCAAGGUUGAAGAGGCCCGCAAUGCCCAAGCAUUGCAGUCGGGCAAGUUGGAGCUCAAAGAUUUGCUUCGACAGAAACAACAUCUGGAGGUCAAGGUUCAGGGUGCACGCAGCACGAUCUUCAAUCUGGAGGAAAGCUUGAGGUUCACCAAGUUGGACAACGGGCGUCGACUGGGCCCGUUCAACCGGACAAUCUUGGACUUGGAACAGCAGUUGAGGAAGAUCAGAACGCACGUGGAGAGCCAGUUGGAGACGAACAAGGACCUGCUGUGCGUCAAGAUGAAACUGGAGUCCGAGAUCGAUAACUACCAGCAGCUGAUGUCGGACAAUCUCGACAGGGCGGACUUUUCUUUAGACCACGGUCUGGCUCAUGACCAGCAAAAGCCUGACGGGGGGGGAGGAGGAGGAGCACAAAGUGAUGAAGGAAGAAAAUGAAGGCGCUCCAUCAGAAGCUCCACAAAUCAAAGAAGAAGUUUGGACCGAGCCAACUGAUGACCUUGCUGUGAGGAAAAAGGCCCAAAUUACAAAGAGCUUCUCUUCUGAGUCUGAAGAGGAAAAGGCCAAGAAUCAAGGCGAAGAGGAAAAAGCUUGAUCCAAUGGUGUGGAUGCAUCUGCAGAUUGAAAUCCUGGUCGAAUAAAGAAUACUUUUUUUUUUUUUUU